AGAGCAGGCCGAAUAAGGUCGGGAACUGUUCGUUUCACGCCACCGACCAACGCUAAACUGGGCCACGUCCUAGCCCUAGGCCCUCUAUAGUUCUGGAACGAAAACACAAAAUGCAAGCUAGUAUCCAUAAUGGUUUGCGAUCGGGCUCUCUGCGUGGCCUUGCGUUCAAGCAAGCGCGCUGCAAGCACACGGUCGCGGCCAGCUCCAAGCAGUCCGUGAUUCGCGAAAUUCAUGAGCAGCUCUCAAACAAGAAGCGCAGCGCUGUGGAGGUAACGCAGCAAUACCUGGACGCCAUCGCCAGGACCGAUUCCACGGUGUGCAGCUACAUUACCGUGGACGGCGAGCAGGCUCUGGCGCAGGCCCGUGCCGUGGACGCGCGCAUCGCUGCCGGCGAGACGCUAGGGCCCCUGGCCGGCGUUCCCCUGGCCAUCAAGGACAACAUCUGCACCAGCGGCACCCGCACCACCGCGGGCUCGCAGAUCCUGCGCGACUACGUGCCCAACUUCGACGCCACAGCGGUGUCGCGGCUGCGGGGCGCGGGCGCCGUAUUCCUGGGCAAAACCAACAUGGACGAGUUCGGCAUGGGCAGCAGCACUGAGAACUCCUCUUUCAAGCCCACCCGCAACCCCUGGGAUGCGGAGCGUGUUCCCGGCGGCUCCUCCGGCGGCUCGGCGGCGGCGGUGGCGGCUCACGAGUGCGCGGCGGCACUGGGCUCUGACACGGGCGGCUCCAUCCGCCAGCCCGCUCAUUUCUGCGGCAUUGUUGGUCUGAAGCCCACCUACGGGCGCGUUAGCCGCUACGGGCUCAUCAGCUACGCCUCCAGCCUCGACUGCAUCGGGCCCAUGGCUCACACGGUGGAGGACGCGGCGCUGCUGCUCAGCGGCAUAGCGGGCGGCGACAGCCAUGACGCCACCAGCAGCGGGCGACCGGUGGUGGACUUCGCGGCGGGCCUGGCCACAGGGCUGGCGGCGGGCGGCAGCCGGCCACUGGCGGGCAAGCGCAUCGGCCUGGUGGCGCAGACGAUGGGCGAGGGCGUUGCGCCGGCCAUUGAUGAGGCGGUGCGGGCGGCGGCGCGGCACCUGGAGUCGCUGGGUGCGACUGUGGAGGAGGUGUCUCUGCCCACCUUCGGCCAGGGCCUACCCGCCUACUACGUCCUAGCGCUGUCCGAGGCCUCCUCCAACCUGUCCCGCUACGACAGCGUGCGCUACGGCGCCCGCUCCCCCGCCGCCACCGACCUGGCCAGCCUGUUCGCGGGCAGCCGCGCCGAGGGGCUGGGCGGCGAGGUGAAGCGCCGCAUCCUCAUGGGCACCUACGCCCUGUCCGCGGGCUACUACGACGCCUACUACAAGCGCGCGCAGCAGGUGCGCACGCUGGUGCAGCAGGAGAUGGUGGCGGCUCUGGGCCGCUGCGACGCUCUGCUGAGCCCCGCGGCGCCCUCGGCCGCCUACAAGCUGGGCGAGAAGAGCUCCGACCCGCUGGCCAUGUACAAGGGCGACCUCAUGACCGUCAACGUGAACCUGGCGGGCCUGCCGGCGCUGGUGCUGCCGGCGGGAUUCGUUCCGGGGUCCGCGGAGGGCGGCGCGGAGCUGCCCAUUGGGCUGCAGCUGGUGGGCCGCGCGUUCGACGAGGCGGGGCUGCUGGGGCUGGGCUACGCGUACGAGCAGACGGCGGGCGUGCCGGCCCGGAGGGCGCCGCUGGCGGCGGUGGCAUGAGGGGAAAGCGGGAGGUGGAUGCAGAGAAGCAGCGGGGUUGAGAGUAGGGGGCUACAUUAGGAGACGGGCGUGGGGAGGUGGGUGGGGGUUGGGGAGGGUGUGGCGAGCGGGGCGUGAUCGGCACUGUUGGUGAGCGGCCCUGGGCAUGCGCUCGACGCGAGGGUGGAGAUGGUGAGAGCGCGCUGUGCUUGUGGACACAGUGGCCUAGUGUAGGGUUGCCUGCAGCAAUGACGCAGUGUGCCAGCGAGGACUGCGGUGCCGACGUGGUAACGAACAGGGCGCGGGAAGAGGCCCAGUCCGCGCCCUUCAUGCUGGGGGGCGACGAUGCGGAUGGGCGAUGCCUAAGGAGGUACGUGUAACGCACGCUGUUAGACGUAGUCAGGCAGGUUCAUAUGCUGAGUGAUGGGGCGGCGUGUAUCCCAGCCCCGGAGGUGCUGCUGCGCUUGAGCGCCGCUGGCGGGGAGACAUGUCUACACGGGCAUGAAAGCGGCCGGGCCGAGUUACGGUCUUGUCAAGUGCAGCCACUUCGUUGACUGUAAUUUUGAUAUUGC
Molecule: messenger RNA, 2263 nt
Organism: Chlamydomonas reinhardtii
Lineage: Eukaryota; Viridiplantae; Chlorophyta; Chlorophyceae; Chlamydomonadales; Chlamydomonadaceae
Exons: 8
Coding region: 111-1712 (533 amino acids)
Biological process (GO): translation
Cellular component (GO): glutamyl-tRNA(Gln) amidotransferase complex
Molecular function (GO): glutaminyl-tRNA synthase (glutamine-hydrolyzing) activity
Source: RefSeq, a predicted model, not a curated record